AUGGGUGCUUGCUGCUGUUUUUACUUUGGUGAAGGCCCUACCAACCUUGAUAGUCCUUCACCGAGAGUUCGGUACCCUGUGCAUAGCAAUCUUUCACGGUUUGGGGAUGCCUCUCAAGGGCUCUCGGAAAUAUCUCAAGCUGAUCAACGACCCCGAUGUUGCCAGUAUUGUGGUGCAGCACUUGAUCCUUCUUUGUUAGACGGACAUGAGGAGUCAUGCCGUGUGAAUCACAAAGCCUCCGCUAGCAGAACCUCGGCGCCGACGCCGAAGUUCAUCGUCGACGAUGAUACCGAUAUCGAAGAUGCUAACGAGGAUGAGCUCUGUGUCGUUUGUUUUCAACAUCGACGCUGCUACAUUUUUUUACCCUGUGGGCAUAUCGCCUGUUGCGGGGAGUGCGUGAAGCGGCUGGACGCGUGCCCAAUUUGUCGAGCAGCACGGAACGGCCUUUGCUACGUGCCCGCGAAUGUGAUCUCGCGAUACUACUGCAACAGUUGUGGGAAUUUUAUCGCCCCGACGCUCUUUGACGGACAUCGCGAAGCGUGCGCUUUGAUUCUCCGCCAGGCUAAAGAGCAGCACCCACCCUUCAGCGGCUCGAGCGACCUCGCCAAGUUGAGUACAAGUCAAGCUGGGGAGGAAGCUGUGAUUCAUGAGGAUGCUCGCUCAGCGAGUUCGGGCUCCUUGGACAAGAAGGAAUUAGAUGUCGACAUCGAAUUGAAGGUCGAGGAGCCGAAGCUUCCGCCAACGGUGCAUCCUAGCAAGCAUACCUCGGUGCGUUGCGUCGAGUGUGCGAAGGAGGAUUCUAAAUUAGUAGUAUGCCUACCCUGUGGGCAUCGAGUGAUGUGUGGUGCGUGCGCUGCCAAUCGAAGCACCUGCUCUGUUUGUCUACAAGAAAUAAAGCAGACGUUGAAUGCCUUUGAUUAG
This is a messenger RNA of Phytomonas sp. EM1, 921 nucleotides long. The record is from the annotation of a GenBank genome assembly. Lineage: Eukaryota; Euglenozoa; Kinetoplastea; Trypanosomatida; Trypanosomatidae.